Molecule: messenger RNA, 1846 nt
Organism: Phanerochaete carnosa HHB-10118-sp
Lineage: Eukaryota; Fungi; Basidiomycota; Agaricomycetes; Polyporales; Phanerochaetaceae
Exons: 4
Coding region: 69-1766 (565 amino acids)
Biological process (GO): protein geranylgeranylation; vesicle-mediated transport; small GTPase-mediated signal transduction
Cellular component (GO): cytoplasm; Rab-protein geranylgeranyltransferase complex; nucleus
Molecular function (GO): GDP-dissociation inhibitor activity
Source: RefSeq, a predicted model, not a curated record
UCGCACGCCACGGUGAUUUGGUUCUACUCGCACGAGUACUACUAUCCGGGUACCACUAUCUUACUGCCAUGGACUUGGACGUUGUCGUGCUCGGGAGUGGUUUGACAGAAUCAAUAGUCGCUGCUGCGCUAUCCAAAGCUGGAUAUAAAGUAGGACACAUCGACGCGAACCCGUAUUACGGCGACGACGAUGCUUCGCUGUCUAUAGAUGAGCUUAUUACCUGGGCUGAUGAGCGAGCCUCGGGGAAGGAGCCUUCGUCGACAUAUCUUCAUAGUCAGCGCAAACGAUUCACGAACAUCUCAUACUCUGGGGCUGUGCCUUCUCAAUCUCGACAAUACGCUAUAUCACUCUAUCCGACGAUCAUCCCUUCGAUCGGCCCUCUCAUCGACAACCUGAUAGCCUCCGGAGUUUCACGUUAUGGUGGCUUCAAGCUUCUUGAACAAGUUGCGCUGUACGAGAGUACAGGAGUCGCGAAGCCUGUCCCGGGGAACAAAGAGGAUAUCUUCAAGAACAGGCAGCUUAGCCUCGUGCAAAAGCGACGCUUGAUGCGCUUCCUCAUGUUUGCAGGCAAAGACUUCGAAGACAUGCCGGAACUACAGACAUACGAGCAGACGCCCUUCCCGACCUUCCUCAAGGACAAAUUCUCUCUAGACGAGGAGGCGAUACGAGCCAUCACAUAUGCCCUUGCGUUCUGCGUCUCCCACAACGGCAAGUACCCUACUCUCCCUGCAUUACACCGUAUCAGGCGAUAUUUGCGAUCUAACGGUCGAUAUGGCCCUUCCUCGUUCCUAAUGGGGCACUAUGGAGGUGUCGGCGAGAUCGCUCAAGGAUUCUGUAGGACGGCAGCUGUCGCUGGAGCAACGUAUAUCUUGGGCCGUCAGGUCGCGUCCGUGGAGUGCAAUGAGUCGUCAAGCACGAAGCAGAAGAGGUAUACACUACGACUUGAGGACUUACCGGAAAUCAUGAAUUGCGAUGUGCUCGUCAGUAGUCUGAAUUACGCCAGUGUCCUCCCAUCGCACGCGACUUCUAUCGCGACUGUUCCACCCUCCACCAGCCGUAAUGACUGUGUUUGGGCGCGAUGCAUAGCCGUCCUCGACCGACCAUUGUCAUUUUCUAUGCUGCACGCGUCUUCUGAGGUUCCAGAAGAGGCUCCACAGGACGAGACAAAGGACGAGGGCGGUGACUCUUCCUCGUCUCCCUCGAAGGAGGUCGAUACGGCUGUUCUCGUCUUCCCUCCAUCUGCUGUCCCAACAAGCGCCCAGUCAGCUGCCGUUCAUGUCUUGGUCACGGGAGAGGCUAGCAUGGCCUGCCCAAGAGAGAAAUGGGUCUUGUACAUUUCCAUGCCUCUCAUAGAGGCCAACGCCGACGAGCGCAGUCCCGAGGAGCUACUCCGGCCAUUCCUUGAUGCCACUCUCAGUCUCUGCCACUCAGAGCCUGCGGAAGAGGAACUAGCCUCGCCUGUGAAUCCUCUGUUCACUCUAUUCUACAAGCAACGACCAUACCCGAGGCUAUCUCCCCAAGGGAGCUCGGCCGAUCUCGCACCUCUGCUGUCCGAGCCACUGGACUCAGCACAUCUCCCAGAGAUCGCAGAUUCUAUGGUCGCUUCCGCCGAAGCGACGUUUUGGCGUACGGUGGAGCAGCUGAAGGCGGCAGGCUGCAAGCCCCAGCGCAAAGCCGAGGAGGAUGGACAGGAGAGCCAAGAUGCUCCCGAGAUAGACAGCUUAUGGCCGCCACUGGAUCAAGUAGAGGAAGAAGAAGAGUGGUAACUUCUGCUAGAAAGGUGUCAGAUCAUAACACAAUGUACAUUAAUAUCGCUGCAUCAAUGACGUCCUACCAUAACAUCAUC